Lepisosteus oculatus (spotted gar) is the source of this 4392-nucleotide messenger RNA. RefSeq names its product protein phosphatase, EF-hand calcium binding domain 1 (gene ppef1). NCBI's taxonomy places the organism in Eukaryota, Metazoa, Chordata, Actinopteri, Semionotiformes, Lepisosteidae. Gene Ontology annotation, molecular function: iron ion binding; phosphoprotein phosphatase activity; protein binding. Gene Ontology annotation, biological process: detection of stimulus involved in sensory perception. The record is from RefSeq and is a predicted model, not a curated record.
UACGUUUCUGUUUAAUAAAUUAUAAUGAUAAUCUUUUGUUGAUGAGCACUGUGAUGUUUACAAGUGAUUGCAAAAACAACAAAAAUAGCUCCUGGUCCUUAUUUAAAGGAACCACGUGACGAAGAAAUGACAGCGGAUCCCAAACCUGAGUACUGUACAGUACAUCACUUGCGGUGUAGUAGACAGAAGCUACAGUGUCUGUUGCAACAUAAGCAUCCUUUUCGGAGAGGAUUCGCCUGUUGAUGAAGACGCCAGCCCAGGUGCGUGGAGCGGCUGUACUGUUGUGUAACCUUGAAGAGAAGAAGCAAUGCGGCCGAUCUCUUUUGGAGCAGGAAUGAAUAAUGCGCAGGAUGGAAGCAGCUCGCUCUUCAGCGACUAGACACAGCCCUAACCUCUGCUUGGAUCAGACACUCCCCCGACUCGGAUGCGAAUGUCUCCUGGAGCUGCUUCGCUAAAUUGCAGAAAGGUAAGCCAGGAAUAAUGUCAGCAUGUGCCCGGCAGAGUGUAAAAAGAGCCUGUUCACCAGGCUUUGUGUGACAGGACCCCUUUGUGAGCUCGGCGAUGGCACGGGGCAGGAUAAAUGAACACACGCCACUUCUGUAGUCAUGGGCUGUGGCACCUCUGUUGCCACGGAGAGCCAGGGGAAGAAAUCCGAGAAAGAGCUGCCUUACAAAUUCUUUUAUUCAAUUACUGCUCACGCAGAGGAGUCUACCAAGACUCCCUCCCCAGCUCUAGUGAUGAAGGCAGCAAUCCUGAUCCAGCGGUGGUACCGGCGCUACAUGGCACGCCUCGAGAUACGGCGGCGAUACACUUGGAGCAUCUUUCAGUCCAUUGAGUACGCAGGGGAACAGGACCAGCUGCAGCUAUCCAGUUUCUUCAGUUUCAUGCUGGACAACGUCACCCAGCUUGGUGUGAAUGGCCCAGAUCUGAUUUCCCACUUCCUGUGUCCAGCAGGCAGCGCGCUGACGGAGGAGGGGGUGCCAGUCCAGUUCGAGAAGAUUGAAGUGCCAGACUCCUACUCCGGCCCUCGGCUGGCCUUCCCUCUCACUGUGGCUCAUACCAACGCGCUCCUCAGUGCCUUCAAGAAGCAGCAGACCCUUCAUGCCCGAUAUGUUCUACAGUUGUUACACGAGACGAAGAAGUUCUUGAAGCAGAUGCCAAACAUCAUUCACUUGUCGACCUACACCAAAGAGAUCACAAUCUGUGGUGAUUUACAUGGCAAACUGGAUGACUUAUUGCUUAUAUUCUACAAGAAUGGUCUUCCUUCAGUUGAAAACCCAUACAUCUUCAAUGGCGAUUUUGUCGACAGAGGAAAGAAGUCGAUGGAGAUAAUCAUUAUCUUAUUCUCCUUCCUUCUGCUUUAUCCUAAUCACAUGCACCUGAAUCGGGGAAACCAUGAGGACUACAUAAUGAACCUGAGGUAUGGCUUUACAAAAGAAGUUAUGCAGAAAUACAGGGCCCAUGGGAGGGAUAUUUUGCAGAUUCUGCAAGAUGUCUUCAGCCUGCUUCCAGUGGCAACAAUAGUUGACAAUAAAGUCCUGGUUGUUCACGGGGGCAUUUCUGAUAUGACUGACCUGGAUUUCCUAAGCUCCAUAGAAAGACAGAAGUUCAAGUCGGCACUCAGGCCUCCCAAGAGGAGCUUCUAUCACAGUGAGGAGAGGGACCACUACCAGGGCCAAUGUGCUGAGACCCGGGGGAGCCCAGCCCCCAGACGGAGAAGAGGCCAGCUACCCAAGCAGAACAGCAGCUCCUCUUCGUCCUCAUCUUCCUCCUCCUCGGCGCCCUCUCCUGCCCCCUCCUCCUGUCAAUACAGGAGCCCCGCUCCCGAGCACUAUCCCCACAUUCUGGAGCUGCCCUACCUGGACUCCAAUGUUACCAUCUUUCGCAAGGCAGCUCAGAGAGAGGAGCUGGAGUGGAAGCAGGUUGUCGACUUGCUAUGGAGUGACCCCAAAAGCCUGAACGGCUGCAGCCCCAACACUUUCCGAGGGGGUGGCUGUUACUUUGGGCCUGACGUGACUCAGAGGCUGCUGAAGAAGCACAGGCUGAAGCUGCUGAUACGCUCUCACGAGUGCAAGCAGGAGGGCUAUGAGCUCUGCCACGAUGGCAAGGUAAUCACAAUUUUCUCAGCCUCCAAUUACUAUGAAGAGGGCAGUAACCGAGGGGCCUACAUUAAAAUGGGACCUGACCUUGUGCCUCGUUUCUUCCAGUAUCAAGUCAGCAAGAGUACCAGGAAGAUGACCCUCCAGCAGAGAGUUAGUGUGGCUGAGGGCUCAGCCCUGAAGUCCCUGAAGGAGAAGCUGUAUGCCCAUCGGUCUGAUCUGAUCUCUGCUUUCCAGCAAUAUGACAGAAACCUCACAGGUCGGAUCUCUAUCAGCGACUGGGCUCAGGCAGUCGAGUCUGUGCUUCACCUGGACCUGCCCUGGCGGACCCUGCGCUCUCGGUUGGCGAGGAUGGCUCCUGACGGGACCGUGGAGUACCUGUCCUGUUUCGAGGAUCUGCAGAUAGGGGAGCCGAGCAACGAGGUUACCCCUAACCUCAUGGAGACUCUGUAUAGAUAUCGCACUGACCUGGAGAUCAUAUUUAAUAUUAUUGACAAGGAUCACUCAGGAUUGAUUUCCAUCGAGGAGUUUCGUCAGACCUGGAGACUGUUCAGCUCCCAUCUUGGGAUCGACGUUGAUGACGGAGCCAUCGAUGAUCUGGCGCGCAGUAUUGACUUCAACAAAGAUGGCAGCAUCGACUUCAAUGAGUUUCUGGAGGCCUUUCGUGUGGUCCACAAACUGGACACCAAGGAACACCAGUGAUGGGGAACGGUGCUGUUUAAAGACAUAUAGGGAUGUACAUUUGUAAUUGGGGGAAAAAGAUAAAUGCUAUUGAAAGAGGCUGUGCGUGCUCUGAGCAGAGAGGAGAAAGCAAAACACUAAUGGAAAUUGCUUAGUUGGCUGGAAUGGAGUGUGAACUCAAUUAAAAGGAGAGUAAAACUGAGGUUGAACCUCAUGCAAACUGUUAAAUUUCUAGCAGAAGUUUUGUAAAAAUGGAUUUUAAAAAUGGUAAGCAACAGACUGAAAGUCACCUGCAUAUCAGUCUGUGGAGAAUGUGAACUUUGCUCCACUCUGUCCUGCACAAUAGAACACCUCUGUAAGGGAAGAUCAUGUGAAAAGCAGUAUACUAUUUACAGGACUGAAGAUUUUAUGCCGCCAAGAGUGGUUUAAAUGGGAAGAAUAAAAAUGAUAAGCAAUAUUUAUUCUGUCAAAAGUACAACAAGCAGAAUCAAUAAUAACUAAUGAAGACAACUUGCAAAGUAAUACUAACCUGAAAGAUUCUUUUCUGUGCAGUAGAAUUAAUCUUUGGAGUUUUAUUUAAGUAAGGAGCCAAAUGAUGAAAUAAUGACUAUGUACAUAUGGAACAAGCAUAAAUGUCUGCUUUUCCUAUUUAUUUCAAUUCACAACAAACACAACAGAUGUGAUUUAAAAUUAUAUGCAGAUCCACGGCCCAUCACCCAGACAGCGGUAUACAUACGGAGCCAAUAUUUAAGCCUCCACAUGGGUGAAUCUUGGAAUAUCAAGUUGUUAAUUGAGUUACCUUGUUAUAUUGGUAAAACCAAAACAAAAUCUGUAAAAGACUAGUUUGCAGUGUAAAGCAAAAUAUUAAAACAGUCUAAAAAGCCUCUACAGGCAAGUCUUGAUUAAAAUUAAAAGAGCUGGAAAAUGAGAAGAGCCUCAGAAGUCUUUUUUAGAGGUCAGGAUAAGUGCCACCCUGAACCAAUGAAAUCUAACAGUCCCCUUCAGGCUUCAAUCUGCUAAGUUUCAGUCUGUCUUCUAAACAUACGGAAAGUGAAACAUGGGCAAAAUGAAAUGAAAAAAUAGACACAUAAUGUUUAAUGUUUCAUUCUGAAUCCGGCCUCUGGAGGUUCCAUAACAUGCUCAACAGACUUGGGGGUCGAGCUCCGAAAACGAUCUUUCUGAAAUGACAGAGUCUGAAUCCCAAAUAAUAAGGUUGACCAAACAUGCCUGCAAACAGCCUUAAAAUGCAUUCCAUCUGCUGAGAUACAAUAUACUGUACAUACAUGACAUGUUUAUGUUGGCUGUUUUUUAUUUAAUUUGAUCUUGAUUUUUUUGUGGUUUUAACAAAGUCCCUUUAAGCUGCAAACGUAGAGCUAUAGACUCUGUGGUAAUACAGUUCCUUUAUAUACCUUCAAAGAUAUCCUGUUUGAAUGCAGCAAGCUUUUAGGUGGAGUUUUCUUUUUCUGGUGAAUAUUGACAUACGUUACUGUGUACAUGCAAGUAAUUAGACAAGUGUAAAUAAGAAUUAUAUAGUACCUACAGUGUAUGAAUUACACAGUUCUUCCUGAUAAAAAUAUAUUGUAUUGUUAAAAUAAACACUUUUUAUGAUGAA